Anarrhichthys ocellatus (wolf-eel) is the source of this 3240-nucleotide messenger RNA. Its product is annotated as endothelin-converting enzyme 2-like. Lineage: Eukaryota; Metazoa; Chordata; Actinopteri; Perciformes; Anarhichadidae. Gene Ontology annotation, molecular function: metalloendopeptidase activity. Gene Ontology annotation, biological process: protein processing. Gene Ontology annotation, cellular component: plasma membrane. The transcript is spliced from 11 exons. The record is from RefSeq and is a predicted model, not a curated record. The annotation marks the transcript as partial.
UUGAACCCUAAAAACGUCUUUUGUGUUUCUUCGUCUGUGGUUUUCCAGCUGCUGGCUCCGUCCGUGGAGUGGUUGGACUACCUGUCUUACUCUCUGUCUCCUCUGGAGCUCAACGAUACCGAAGCCGUCGUCCUGUACGCCCGAGAGUAUCUGCAGCAGGUGUCUGACCUCAUCAACAAGACGGACCGCAGUCUGCUAAACAACUACAUGAUGUGGACACUGGUUCAGAAGAGUGUGGCCAGUUUGGAUCAACGCUUUGAGAACGCUCAGGACAAACUACUGGAGAGUCUCUACGGGACCAAGAAGUCCUGCACCCCACGCUGGCAGACCUGUAUCGGGAACACUGACGACACCCUGGGCUUCGCUCUGGGAGCGCUCUUUGUUAAGGCCACCUUCGACAAGCACAGCAAAGAGAUCGCCGAGGAGAUGAUUAAUGAGAUCCGAUCAGCAUUUAAAGAAGCUCUGGACCGACUCAACUGGAUGGACGACCACACGAGACAUGCUGCUAAAGACAAGGCAGAUGCAAUCUACGACAUGAUUGGUUUCCCAGAAUUCAUCCUGGACCCCAAAGAGCUGGACGACGUGUUUGACGGGUAUGACGUGUCCGACGACAGCUUCUUCCAGAACAUGCUGAACUUCUACAACUUCUCCUCCCGAGUGAUGGCCGACCAGCUGAGGAAGACUCCCAACAAAGACCAGUGGAGUAUGACUCCUCCCACAGUUAACGCCUACUACAUGCCCACGAAGAACGGCAUCGUCUUCCCUGCUGGGAUACUGCAAGCUCCUUUCUACGCCCACGACCACCCCAAGGCGUUGAACUUCGGUGGGAUUGGGGUGGUGAUGGGUCACGAGCUCACACACGCCUUCGAUGAUCAGGGUCGUGAGUACGAUAAAGAAGGAAACCUGAGGCCGUGGUGGCAGAACUCGUCGGUGGAGGCAUUUCGUCAGAGAACCGAGUGCAUGAUGGACCAGUACAACCACUACACCGUCAACGGAGAACACGUCAACGGGAAGCAGACGCUCGGGGAAAACAUUGCAGACAACGGAGGACUGAAGGCGGCAUACCAUGCCUAUCGGUCGUGGGUCCAAAGGAACGGGGAGGAAAAGAGGCUUCCUGCCGUCAACCUGACCAACGAUCAGCUCUUCUUCUUGGGAUUCGCUCAGGUGUGGUGUUCGGUCCGUACCCCGGAGAGCGCUCACGAGGGUCUGGUGACCGACCCCCACAGCCCCCCCCGCUACCGGGUCAUCGGCACGUUGGCCAACUCUCCGGACUUCAGCCGCCACUUCAACUGUCCCGUGGGGACGCCCAUGAACACCGGGCGGCGCUGCGAGGUCUGGUAGACUGACCCAAGAGGACCGGGGGGCGGGGUCAGAGGGGGCGGGAUCAGAGUGGCGGGUCUAAUGAGCUCAGUCUGGUAUUUAACAUGUUAACGAGUCAGAUUGUUAAUUAGCCUGGUUAGUGUCUUAAUUAGAAAAGUUUAUCAGGUGUUCGUGACGAUGACGAGCUGUAAUCUUCACCUUCAUUCCUUUAAUAUAAAUCUAUUGAUUAGAGACGAUCAGACGGACUUUCUGUCUGGAAUCUAAACGGACUCAGGUGGACUUCAGAGACCUGAAGGACUGAUGAUGAUGAAGAAGCCACAUGGGAGGAUGUUGCUGAUUUCUGCUUAAUCACCGUUAUUAUUAUUAUUAUUAUUAAUGGGCUUUGGUUUGUGUGUGUUUGUGUGUGCGUGUGGGUAAAACUCUCUGAUGACAUCACUGUGAUGACCUCAUACAAAGGUUGAACUGUUGCAUCAUCGUCACGGCCGUGUGUACAGAAGCUGUCGUCUGAUUCAUUGAUCGAUUCACGAGCUUUUUAAGGCAUUUUAUUUCUGGUUCAACGCAAAUUAGAUAAUUAAUCAAUGAAUUAAAGUAUUAAAGGGUUUUAAUGGGUUCUGUUUUGCGCUUUAUGACGUUUUUAAGGAGGAAAAGUCCUUAAAAUGGACCAAAUAGUAUGAAAAGUGUCUUUGAAUGUUUCUUCAUUCUUUAUUGAAACUUGUUAAGGUUUAAAUAAACGAAGAGUUUUCAUGUUUUUGGUCCAUUUUAAGUCUUUUUCUGCCCUUAAAAGGUUCUUAAACCUUGUAGAAAAUCUAAUAUAUAAUCAUUAAAAUGACCGUAAUGACAUCGUUAUUAAAAGGUGAAUGCAUGGAAUUUAAAGUAAAAACUAAAGGAUGUCUCCGCCAUGCUGGUGUCGUCAUGGUAACAGAAAUACAACCUGUUGAGUGUUAAUCAGAUUAUUAUGAUUAAACUGAAUUUAAAAUGUUGCCUUAAUUCUUUAGAAAAAUGCCUUAAAAAAAUCCCAUUAAUCAAUUAAUUUAACACCUUCAUCUGAAUAUAUUACGGUUCAUUCAGAUAUCCAAUAAUUAGCCCCUUAAAAUAUGAAAAUAACAUAAAUAUACCAUCUCCUGUUUCAUAACAUAGCCUUUAUUUUGUCCUUUUAAAGUACUUUAUUCACGCCAGAUUUUAGAUGCACAAGUAAAUGUGUGAAAUUAAAACGAACUUUAACAAGCUGAAUAAUUUAGGCCUUUUCUCGACGUGUUUCAAAUGUUCCUCAGCUCUUAAAAGCCUUAAUUUAAUUAUGAUCUUCAGUUUUAAGGUAGAAAUGAAGAGAUGUUGUAUUUUACUGGACAUUGAACUCACAUCAGUAGAACCUGAGUAGAACCUGCAGAGUUCAUCAAUUAACAUCAGUGAUGGAAAUAAUCAGACGUUGGUGUAAAACUUGGAAAUACCGCCUUAAAACAAAGUCAAAUGAUGAAAUAUUAAAGAAAUAAAGUCUCUAACUUAAAGAAGUGAGUAAAGAUGAAGAGUUCAACAUGUUUCACUUUUAAAAACAUGUCACCUCAACUUCAUUACCCACAAUCCCCCAGUGUUGCUGUUCAGUGCAGGUAGCUGCCUCUGACAGCAGGUGGCGCUGCUCACCUGGAUACUCUGUGUGUGUGUGUGUGUGUGUGUGUGUGUGUGGGUGCGUGCGUGCGUGCGCGCGCUUUGCCUCAUGAUGACGUCACUGUCCCGUUCAGCUCGUGCGUGUCAUAGUUUGUUUAGCAGAAGAAGAAGCUGCUUCCUGCCAAAGAAGUUUCUGUGUGUGUGUGUGUGUGUGUACAGUAGAUCUCAUGUAGAAUGAACUCUGUGUCCUGAAGGGGGCGUCACCACUCUGCUCGUCCAAUCAGAGCGCUGCGUUACAAACAUAAUAAACACUGAAUAUCA